AUGGUGUUGAAGACUGAUGUCAGUGAUGGAGAUGAUGAAGAUCGUGUAAUGCGUAGUGAUCUAUCUAUCUAUCUAUCUAUCUAUCUAUCUAUCUAUCUAUCUAUCUAUCCGUCUGUCCCUUAUAUAUCUAUCUAUCAGCCUGGUUUUUAUCUCGGCCACUUCUAUCUAUUCAGCGAGAUAGUCGGUAUUACAGUUCAUCUAUCUAUCUAUCUAUCUAUCUAUCUAUCUAUUCACUGUUAUAUAUCGCCACAGAACCAGGUGAAAUGGGUGAUACGAUCAGAUAUUAUAGUUUACCAAUGCACUUUUCUUUUUCCAUUACCUCCUCGUCUGUCUUUUCUUGUUUUUCUUCUUUAUCCUCUUCUACUUUAUCUACCUCUUACUUUUCCUCUUCAUUUUCUACAACUAAUAUGUAUGUCUUCUCUUCAUCUAUUAUUUCUCCUUUUCCCAUUUCGUCGUCGUCGUCGUCAGUUGGGCAUAUCGAAAGCAUGUAUUCCAUCUUAA
Acanthosepion pharaonis is the source of this 501-nucleotide messenger RNA. NCBI's taxonomy places the organism in Eukaryota, Metazoa, Mollusca, Cephalopoda, Sepiida, Sepiidae. The record is from the annotation of a GenBank genome assembly.